This is a messenger RNA of Juglans regia (Persian walnut), 1654 nucleotides long. Its product is annotated as NAC domain-containing protein 100-like. The record is from RefSeq and is a predicted model, not a curated record. The transcript has 3 exons. Bases 321 to 1391 code for a protein of 356 amino acids. Gene Ontology annotation, biological process: regulation of DNA-templated transcription. Gene Ontology annotation, molecular function: DNA binding. NCBI's taxonomy places the organism in Eukaryota, Viridiplantae, Streptophyta, Magnoliopsida, Fagales, Juglandaceae.
UUCAUUAAUAUCUGCAAACUUCCGUUUACAACUUUUUGGCUCCAUGGCUUCCCUUCUUUUCCUCUCAAUCCCUACUUUUUCUUUCCAACUCUCAUAACCUUUUCCAUAAGCUUUUUUCCUCUUAACCAUAUUCAUUGUAUUCAAUUUCUUGGGGUGUUUUGUUUCUCUCUGUUAACGUGUCCUGAUGAUGAACCCAAGGAGUUGAGGCUGUUACUGAAACCGAGGCUGAAUUCUGUACAUCAUUGGUUGUUUGUCAAAUCCCUGGUUUUGAAACACGGGGUUUGAGAAAAGGAAAGCAAUAGGGUUUUAGAUUACCAGAAAUGGAAAACUUUUCUUGGGUUUACAAGGAAGAAGAUCAGAUGGAUUUGCCACCAGGAUUCCGAUUCCAUCCAACUGAUGAAGAGCUUAUUACCCACUACUUGUUCAAGAGAGUUACUGAAUCCAGCUUCUCUGCUAGUGCUAUUGGAGAGGUGGAUUUGAACAAGUCUGAGCCUUGGGAAUUGCCAUGGAAAGCGAAAAUGGGUGAGAAAGAGUGGUAUUUUUUCUGUGUGAGGGACAGAAAGUACCCAACUGGUUUGAGGACUAACAGGGCUACAGAAGCUGGUUAUUGGAAAGCCACAGGGAAGGACAAGGAAAUAUACAGGGGGAGAUCCCUGGUUGGGAUGAAGAAAACCCUUGUUUUCUAUAGGGGCAGAGCCCCUAAAGGAGAGAAAACCAACUGGGUCAUGCAUGAAUACAGAUUAGAGGGAAAAUUCUCAGUCCACAACCUCCCCAAAACUGCAAAGAAUGAAUGGGUGCUUUGUAGGGUAUUUCAAAAGAGUUCUGGGGGGAAGAAAAUCCAUAUAUCAGGGAUAGUUAGAUUGGGCUCUUUUGGCAGUGAAUUGGGUCCUUCUGACCUUCCACCAUUGACAGAUUCUUCUGCAAAUAUUGGCAAGACAAAACCUUUUAUUGAAUCGGCUUACGUGCCCUGCUUCUCCAACCCCAUUAGUGCUCAAAGAAACCAAGAAGGGAUGGUUGAUUCCUUCAAUAACUCUCUCUAUGGAGUUCCUUCAAAUCCCACUGAUAUUCUUCCAAGAAUCCCAGCUUCAAGUUCCUUCUAUUCAACUCAAAUUUCUACAAUUCAAGGAAAUCUGCAAUUCCCAGGAUGCGUUGGAAUGCAAGACCCCUCAAUUCUCUGGGCCUUGCAUGGAAAUCAGGGAUCAAACUUGAGGCAGAGUUUCAAAACAGAAAGAGAGAUUGUCGGUGUCUCACAGGAAACAGCUAUGAAUACUGAUGUGAUUGCCGAAAUUUCUUCCCUCGUAUCAAAUCUUGAAAUGGAUAGGAGGUCAUUUCAGGAGGCCCCAUCUACCUCAGCUGGGCCACUAGACCUUGACAAUUUUUGGAAUUAUUGAAAACUUGAUGUUAAGGUAAUAGAAGAAGAGGAAGAGCAGGUGAAUCUGUGUACAUAUAUUUAAAUAAAAAAAAAAAGAGAGCAAAUGCUAAGCAAAUAUAAUGCAAUGUAAGAAAUUAUAUGAUCUACUUUCUUUGUGGAUUUGUUAAAAGUUUGUUUAUUUUUUUUGUUUUGGUUGGCAUCAUUGUAGUCAAUUUGCUUGUAUACAAAAUGAGUGACAUAAGAGAAUGAGAUUCUGCUGUUGGACAUGUAAUCUUAUUUUUG